Amborella trichopoda is the source of this 1681-nucleotide messenger RNA. Its product is annotated as protein CANDIDATE G PROTEIN-COUPLED RECEPTOR 2. NCBI's taxonomy places the organism in Eukaryota, Viridiplantae, Streptophyta, Magnoliopsida, Amborellales, Amborellaceae. Gene Ontology annotation, cellular component: plasma membrane. The record is from RefSeq and is a predicted model, not a curated record. Gene Ontology annotation, molecular function: G protein-coupled receptor activity. Gene Ontology annotation, biological process: G protein-coupled receptor signaling pathway.
CUUUACUUCUUUAUAGCAAUCAAUUCUCUCUGCAAAUUCUUCAAUCGAUUUCCAUGGUCCCUUCGCUAUCAUCAUUUCUCUCAAGCUUUCACGCUUUCGAAUUAGGGCUAAAUUUCUCUCCUCCUUUUUGGCUAGGGUUUCGUGCUCUUUCCGGUGAGGGUUUCGGGAUCAUUUCUGUUUAGGGUUUCGGUCUCUUAUCUGGUUAGAGUGUCGCUCUCAUUUGUGGUUAAGGUUUUUCUGUCCAUUUUAGAUAGGGUUUUAGCUUCUGUAUAAGUGAAACUUUAUGCUUCUCUGUUUUCAUGGUUCCAUUGUACGAGUUGCUGGGGAUCUGGUUCUUUUAUGGUUACGAUUUGAUUUCACUUAAUUAUAUUGUCAAUUUUCCUUGGGUUUCGAGAGAAUGAGGAUAUUUGAGGAGUUGCACGAGAUAGCUCUUCCUCCUGCAACUCUUUCACCGAGCCAGAUGAAUUCUAGCUCUGAAUCUUCACAAUGGAUUUCGCAGUGCCAUGGAUUGUGGUAUAAUAUAGCUUUAAUUAUACCUGCUUCCCUUUUCCUGCUUUUCUUGCUAUUACAAGCAAGGAAAAGCUUGAAGAAGCUUUCUCAUGGCCGCUCCUACAUUAUGAUUGUCUACUAUGCUCUUCUAUGGCUCGUUGCUGUGCUCAAUCUGUCAUGGUGCCUCCUUCAGUCAUGGCAGUGUGCUCCUGGGAAGGAAUUUGCGUGGAAUCUUUUAUCACUAUUUACUGCAUCGGGCAUGUUAUUCUUGGAAGUUAGCUUGGUUGCAUUUCUACUUCAAGGGAACCAUGUUAGUGGAUUGGAUGCUUUAAUGCGUACACUUAUUAUCUCCGGGAUCAUCAUCGGUGUGGAUUUUUUCAUAAAGGCAGUUUGCAUAUUUGGUUUUGGAUUACCCUUGUUCAUAGACGUCAGUGAUACAGUAAAUCAUCAGAAGUGGGGCUUAUGGGUUGCUCACAGGCUAGUGCUUGCUGCUGUCUAUGGCUUCCUCCUAUUUAUGCAUCACACAAAAUGGAGAGAUAGAUUGCCAGCUAGACCUGCAUUCUAUAACUACAUCUCAGCUAUGUUCACAUUGAAUGCGGUAUCACUCCUUGCGUGUGGGCUUAUUGGAGUUGGUGCUGGAUUAGGAUUUGGACUCUACAAUCUCGUGGCUAUCUGUUAUCACUCACUUUAUCCUCCGCUUUUGUACAUCACGUUUUUGGCAGAUUUCUUCCAGGAGGAAGACCUGCAUUUGGAAGAUGUAUACUAUUCCGAGAUGAAAGAUGCCGGGUUUUUUGAUGCUGAUUGGGAUUGACCUUCAUCUACUCGUUCAUCUACUGUUCUCUCAUCGCUUGUGCAUAGCCAGCCUCGAAUUCUAUUCUUUGGUGAUCUUCACUUCGGGCCUACUUUGUCAAAAAUUUCUUCUUGUGAGCUGUCGUCCAGGAUGGAAAGAUUUUUUGAGCUCACCACAUAAAACCAGUAACAUUACUGAUGGAAAAUUGUGUUACACUGCCAUGAAUUUCAUGUAAGAUGUGUAUCUUAACUAUUGUAUAGAUACUAUAGAGCAGUAAUAAUUAACAACUAUCAUUUGGCUUUGGGCUAUGGAAUAGUGGGUUUUCUUUGAAUUUUUCUGGACAUUCUCUUUUUUCCUUGUUUUCCCAAAAGAUGGCAUUCUGGAUUUAUAUUUGCGGGAUUA